AUGGUGGUGCCGGCUAUUGUCGUGGACAAUGGCUCUUUCGAAUGUAGGGCUGGGUUUUCCAAUAAGAAUGAGCCUAUGCUACAAUUUCGAAACGUUGUCAUGAAAUCCCGGUCUCGGAUGAGGGAAACUUUCGUUGGAUCGAUGGAUGAAAUGGACUUCAGCCAAGUUAAUUCAAAAUCCCCUUUCGAACAAAAUACAGUCACUCAAUUGGACGUACAGGAAAUCGUGUUUGAUCAUAUUUUUUGUAACAUUGGUAUUGAGUCCUCCGGGGUUAAUUUUCCAGUCAUAUUAAGCGAACCUCUAUGUUGUCCACAGCAAUCCCGAUCUCAAAUCACAGAACUUCUUUUUGAAACAUAUUCAGUGAACAGGCUUACGUACUUUGUAGAUGGCCUUGCAUCCUUUUACGCAAACUUCGGCACUGAUUCUCCAGCCUUCAAUAGAGAUACAAUGAUGCUUUCAUUUGGAUAUCACACGACACAUAUUAUUCCGUUCUCGAACGGCACGUACAUUCCUUCUGCGUGCCGACGAUUGUCUGUUGGGGGGGCGCACAUUUCGUGGUAUUUUCAACAACUUUUGGCCCUCAAGUAUCCCUGUCACUCAGACAAGUUCACUAUUCCUAUAGCUGAAGAUCUCAUCCGAACAUUUGGUAAGGUAUGUGAGAAUUACCGUGAAGAAAUGCAGCGCUGGAAGGAUGAAGCCUACAAACAGGAGAAUACACGAACAUGGUGUAUUCCCUAUUCUGAUGUUAGUUCUCUAGAAGGCAUUUACGUAUUCAUACUUCGGUCUGAAACACAACGCAAGGCGCAGGAAUUAGCUGAGCGCAGACAAUUUCAAGCUGAUCGACUGAGGGAAAUACACCGUAAACGAGUAAUGGGUCGGUUGAAAGAACAGGCCGAUUCGGAUGAAUCUGAUACUCGUAGUUUUGAUAGCGACAUGAAACGAGACCGCCUCAUCGAUGAUGUGGGAGAGAGUGAGACUGACAGAUCAACACCACCCCUCUGCGAUGUAGAAACCGGCGAGGAGACAGUUCUGCAGAAGCUUGUAAAUCUUCGUGAAAGGAAGGCCACCGAGCUGCUUUCCUCAUUUCCCUAUCCUGCAGCAGUACAGGCGCAAAUGACAACAGGUCCGCCCACCAACGCACAAGGCUUAAAUGAUCAAAAGCUGAGACGUCGACUUUUGGCCGCUAACGACUUGGAAGCGAGGCGGAGGGAUGAUUUUUGCCUCUGGCUCUCCCAAAUAAAUAACAAACGACAGAGGAUCGCCAAGCAACGAACCCUUCGCCAAUCCAAGGUGGAUUUGGCCACUGAACUAGGGUUGCACAGCCAAGAGAUAAUGGAUGAUGGGAAAAUGGCGGUGAUUAGUCAGAAUUCAAUUACGGAGAGGAAGCAACGCAAAAUCGAAAAGAUCCGUGCAAUGACGAGCGAACUGAAAUCCGAGCGCAGCAGUGGUGGCAAGCGUGGUGUCGGUCGGGGAGCUGCUCGCAAAACGAUUCCCAGAAAAGAUUCGAAUCGCAGCAUGGCAGAGAUAACUCCAACUGGAGACGAGGAGAGCUGGUUGGACGAGGAGGUGGCUCUGGAGAGUUUGGAUGCCUUUUCAGAGGAUGUAGGGGGUGAUUUUGUUGAGGUGGGAGACGGAGUACCACAGCAAAACACCUGCCCGAUUUCACCGACUUUUCACUUCCCUGCUGCUGUAUCUAGUGACGGCAGUCAGUCAAGGUCGAGGCCCCGUGACGCCUUCGAAAAGCUUGAGACUGAGGCUGCAGAUCUCAGCGAGUGCGAACGCGAUCAGCUCGCCGUUCUCGAUUGCGUUCGCGCCUCCUACGACCCGGAAUUUCUCAAGGAAACGGGAACGGUUGGACUAAAGAUAAAUAUUUCUGAAUAUUACAAGGUUCAUCUGUCGACAGAGCCGAUCCGGGCGACUGAAGUUUUGUUUGAGCGCAGUCUCAUGGGCAACACGCAGGCGGGUGUGGGUGAAUGCCUCACCUGGGUGCUACGCGACGCUUCUAAGUACCUCUAUGAGGAUGCGGCCAAACCCUGGGUUCCACGACGUCUUUUCCUCACCGGAAGCCCAGCAAGGUUACCUGGCAUGGAAGAGCGACUACGAUUAGAGCUCCAACAGCUUCUACCUUGGAAGGAAGGCGGUAACCCCUUGGAGGUGGUUGUGGCUGCCGAUCCGAGUCUCGAUGCGUGGAAAGGUGCCCAGAUUUGGAGCCAGCUUGCUAGUGAAAACGACUUCAGGGAGUUUACAACGAAAAAUGUGUACGAUGAGUGCGGAUUCGAUUACCUGGCCGAAAAUAUAAUCAGUAAUCGCUUCUACGCCAGCUUUAAAGAUCUCGAAAUCAAUCCCAAGUUCAACCCUGGGCGAGGACGACAACCAACAACAGCUCUUAAACAACAGGUCCAAGAACUGCAAGGAUGUGUAUAG
Messenger RNA from Echinococcus granulosus, 2424 nucleotides. RefSeq names its product Actin-related protein 5. Lineage: Eukaryota; Metazoa; Platyhelminthes; Cestoda; Cyclophyllidea; Taeniidae. The transcript has 12 exons. Gene Ontology annotation, biological process: regulation of DNA-templated transcription. Gene Ontology annotation, cellular component: cytoplasm; Ino80 complex. The record is from RefSeq and is a predicted model, not a curated record. The coding region runs from base 1 to 2424 and encodes 807 amino acids.